This is a messenger RNA of Brienomyrus brachyistius, 2613 nucleotides long. RefSeq names its product solute carrier family 5 member 10 (gene slc5a10). Gene Ontology annotation, molecular function: D-glucose:sodium symporter activity. NCBI's taxonomy places the organism in Eukaryota, Metazoa, Chordata, Actinopteri, Osteoglossiformes, Mormyridae. Gene Ontology annotation, biological process: transmembrane transport. The record is from RefSeq and is a predicted model, not a curated record. The transcript is spliced from 15 exons. The coding region runs from base 303 to 2231 and encodes 642 amino acids. Gene Ontology annotation, cellular component: plasma membrane.
AAAUAAACCGGUUUGUGUGGCAGCAAACUGUCCUAGAAGGAGACUUGGGUGAGAUUUAGGCUGGUAGCGUGUCCCCCAACCGCACUGUCACCCCGCCAAACAGCCCCCCAGGGGCUGUGUACUGAUUGAAACUCCAUGUGUGGACUGUGCUGCGCUUACCUCCAAACACAGAGGUGCUUCAUUAAACUGAUGCGUUUAAUGAUCAAUGUGCCCCCCACCCCCCGCCCCCUGCUCCUCGUCUUCUCCCUCUCCCGUCUUCCUUUCCAGCAAAUUGGCCGCGGAGCCCCAGCGGAGCAGCAGGCAUGGACUCCAACUCCACGGGCAGCUUCUUCAACCUGGCCCAGUCCUUCAGCGUCUCCGACGUCAUCGUCAUCGGCGCCUACUUUCUGCUCAACGUGGCCGUGGGCAUCUGGUCGUCUUGCAGAGUCAGCAGGAACACUCUCAACGGAUACUUCUUGGCAGGACGGGACAUGGCCUGGUGGCCGAUCGGGGCCUCCCUUUUCGCCAGCAGCGAGGGAUCGGGACUUUUCAUCGGACUCGCCGGCACAGGGGCGGCCGGAGGCAUCGCGGUGGCCGGUUUCGAGUGGAAUGCGACCUAUGUCUUACUUGCCCUGGCAUGGGUCUUCGUCCCCGUAUACGUCACCUCUGGGAUCGUCACCAUGCCGGAAUACCUGGGCAGACGCUUCGGCGGACAGCGAAUACGCAUGUACCUGUCCGCCCUGUCACUGAUGCUGUCCGUGUUCACCAAAAUAUCGACAGACCUGUACUCCGGAGCCCUGUUUAUCCAGGUGUGUCUGGGCUGGAAUAUCUACUUGUCUACAGUCCUCAUGCUGGUGGUGACCGCACUCUACACCAUAGCAGGAGGCCUGGCUGCCGUCAUCUACACAGAUACCUUACAGACCUUCAUCAUGAUCAUCGGGGCGAUCAUCCUCACCAUCACGGCUUUUAACAAGAUUGGUGGCUACAACAACCUGGAGGGCAUCUACCUGAAGGCCAUCCCUUCUAAGAUCAUCCCCAACACAACCUGCCACCUGCCCCGAGCCGAUGCUAUGCACUUGUUUCGAGAUCCUGUAGCUGGUGACCUACCCUGGCCUGGCAUGACCUUGGGCCUAACGAUUCUCGCCACGUGGUAUUGGUGCACGGACCAGGUAAUUGUCCAGAGAUCCUUGUCUGCCAAGAACCUCAGUCAUGCUAAGGGAGCCUCCAUCCUGGCCAGCUAUCUGAAAAUGCUGCCAAUGAUCUUUAUCAUCCUUCCUGGAAUGAUCAGCAGAGCACUCUACCCAGACUCGGUCGGUUGCGUGGAUCCGGAGGUGUGUAAGAUGGUGUGCGGGGCAGAGGUGGGCUGCUCCAACAUCGCCUUCCCCAAGCUGGUCAUUGAGCUGAUGCCCAGCGGCCUGCGGGGGCUGAUGAUCGCGGUGAUGAUGGCUGCCCUCAUGUCCUCCCUCACCUCCAUUUUCAACAGCAGCAGUACGCUGUUCACCAUAGACAUCUGGAGGAAAUAUCGGCGUAGGGCCAGUGAGAAGGAGCUUCUGUUGGUGGGCAGGAUCGUAACCGUGAUCCUGGUGAUCAUCAGCGUGGUUUGGAUCCCCAUCCUGCAGAGCGCCAACAGCGGCCAGCUCUACGUUUACAUCCAGUCCGUCACCAGCUACCUGGCCCCGCCCGUCACCUCCAUCUUCGUCCUGGCAGUAUUCUGGAGGAGGACCAAUGAGAUGGGAGCUUUCUGGGGCUUGAUGGUGGGUCUGGUGGUCGGUUUGACGCGGAUGAUCAUAGAGUUCACGUACCCACCUCCUCGCUGCGGCGUGUACGACCCGCGGCCCUCUGUGCUGCGCGACGUCCACUACCUCCAUUUUGCCAUCAUCCUCUGCCUGCUGACUGCCGUGGUGGUGGUGGUCAUCACCCUUCUCACCGACCCCCCUACGGAGGAGCAGGUUAAAAACCUAACGUGGUGGACCCUGAACCCGGACAAGCUGGACCCCGAAAUCCCUCUUCAGAAAGUUUCCACCCUGCAAGAUUGCACAGACCAGCGGACAGACAAUGACGGCGCUCCUGAGCAUCACGGCAAGUGUUCCCGAGGCGCUGGCUUCUGUAGCCCGCGGGAAAAUCGGCCGACGACGCCCCCACUGUGCUCCAUAGCAACCACCAGAGAGACGCCCUUCUGGUCACGUUUCUGCUGCGCCAACGCCAUCCUCCUCAUGUGCGUGAACAUCUUCCUCUACGCCUACUUUGCGUGACCCCGGGAUUGUCGCAGUACCUCCACCGUUACCUGAUGGACCUUCAAGUACUUGUGAAUACCCGAUUCUGUAAAAUAUUUAUUAAAAGUAAUGAAAGUACUGUUUUCUACAGAAUAUGUAUUACGGCUCGAGCCAAAAAAUGAUGGGUGAGAUCAGCGACUUUAGUAAAUUUCCUUCGAUGCCAUAGUUUUGUCUCUUUUCUAUAGUUGAAGAAAGACUUCUACUCAAAUUUAAAAUUGAUUAAUAACUUCUGGCAAGUUUAUAAAGCGUGAUGUUUUGUGGGUUAAAUAAAUCUGCAAUGAAUUAACAUACCCUUCAUUAUUUUUUAUUUGUGACACAGGAUUGUAUAUACAUAAACAUAUUUUGCAACCAAUAAAACAUU